Messenger RNA from Physella acuta, 915 nucleotides. Its product is annotated as ficolin-1-like. Lineage: Eukaryota; Metazoa; Mollusca; Gastropoda; Physidae. The record is from RefSeq and is a predicted model, not a curated record.
AUGGACUCACCGAUAUUGUGUGCCAUCAAAUGCAAGUUCUACAACAAAACCUGCAACCAUUUCGGUUUUAAUGCUGAUCGAAGUAUUUGUUCUUUGGGCUAUUGGAAGGUGCCAGCCAACACGACUGUCAGGAACGAGCAGAUCUACUCUGUGGGCGGGAACUUUUGUGACACCAGGGCCAACGUCACGCUUCAGCCAAACGGUGACCUGACACCUUGUGACAAAUACGCAUGUGCUGGACAUGGCACUGCACUUGUACAGCACACAGAUAUUGAGACUAUACCAAUGUAUAAAUCGUGUAAAGACAUCACAGACAAGACCAGCCCGAGGAUGUUGAUCCGACUGCUCAACGGUCUGGUCGUCAUGUGUGACACGGACAGUGAUGGGGGCGGCUGGACGAUCUUCCAACGUCGUAUCACAGGAGCUCUUGAUUUUUUUCGAAAGUGGGCAGAGUACAGGGACGGGUUUGGGGACUACGAACUGGGCGAGUUUUACCUCGGUAAUGAAAACAUCCACUGCCUGACCAACGUCACAAGAUACGACAUGAGAGUGGACGUCAAAUAUAACGGGCAAAAUAACACCUUCAACUUCACCGACUUUAGUCUUGCCAACGAGUUAAAUGACUACAGAUUUCUGUCAUCAUCAGCAAGUCCGGCGAUGUACCAAGCACACUCCAAUAAGAAAUUUAGCACUUACGAUUUCAAUAGCGUUCCUUUUUAUACUUUCAACAUCCCAAAUACUUAUAGAACCGCCUGGUGGUUCUGCGAAACGAAUUGUACGGAUUAUUAUAACUUAAACCUUAACGGCGGCUGGAAUAAAACGGCACCAUACGGUGUCAUAGCGAGGUCGGUCUCUAACACAUCCAGUGUUGUGUUCACUGAGAUGAAGAUCAGAGAAGUUCAAACACCGAAUUGA